This is a messenger RNA of Drosophila sechellia, 2382 nucleotides long. RefSeq names its product Arginine kinase 1 (gene Argk1). The coding region runs from base 302 to 1981 and encodes 559 amino acids. The record is from RefSeq and is a predicted model, not a curated record. Lineage: Eukaryota; Metazoa; Arthropoda; Insecta; Diptera; Drosophilidae. Gene Ontology annotation, molecular function: creatine kinase activity. Gene Ontology annotation, biological process: phosphocreatine biosynthetic process. The transcript is spliced from 4 exons.
UCGCUUUUGCCGCCAGUAGAGCAGUCGAUUUUCGCACGGAGCACGACAGUCGAAAAAACUUGAAAGAAGCAUUCAACAGCAGAAGAGUGCCAGUCGAGAGAAAAUUAAUUUUGUACCUUUUACUCAAAAUCAAACAACACACAAUCGAGACUAGUCCUCGAUAUUUGACCAGCUGUGAAGCAUUUAAACGAAACGAACCUUUUGAUACACGAAAAACGCGAACGGAAAACCCUCCGGAAAAGCACUUGCAACAUUUUCUAGUCGUUUUAUUAUCCAACACAGGCACAAAAGCUAAUACAAAAUGUUCGCUUUGUGGUAUUUAACUUUUGCUGUCGAUGAAAUACGCAAACGUUUAGCUUGGUUAUUUAGUUCUAACAAGCCAGCAGCGCCCGCACUCGACAACAAGCCAGCGAAUCCAGCUCCCGCCAAGGAAUCAGCACCUGCACCUGCUCCUGCUCCAAAGCCCGCUGUAGUACCUGCUCCUAAACCAGAUCCCCCAAAACCAGCGCCAGCGGUAGUCAAGCCCACUCCGGUUCCAGUUCCUGCGACAGCUCCCGCUCCACCGAAGGAAGAACCUGCUCCAAAGCCCAAACCGGAACCUGUGCCAGCACCCGUAGUUGCCCCGCCAAAACCAACUCCUCCACCAGCCAAGCCCAGCAGUCCGCCAAAACAAGCCGACAAGAUGCCUAUCCCACUGCCAAAAUCGUUGACAGAGGCCAAUACCAAUGGCCAAAAUGGCAAUGCCGCCAAUGGCGGUAAUGUGGAUGAGCUGGUGUUCGGUGGCCAGCAGGCCGAGAAGGUGCUCCCAGCAGCCAAGGAGGCCAGCAAUGACUUCAUCAAGGGCGAAACCAAUGCCUUCAUCCAGUCGAUUAAGGAGGCUCAACAGUUGGGCGAGCGCAAACAAGACACCAUGGUUGAUGCCGCUGUUCUCGCUAAACUGGAGGAGGGUUAUGCCAAGCUGGCUGCCUCCGACUCCAAGUCGCUGUUGAAGAAGUACCUGACCAAGGAGGUCUUCGACAACCUGAAGAACAAGGUCACGCCCACCUUCAAGUCGACCCUGCUGGAUGUGAUCCAGUCCGGCCUGGAGAACCACGACUCCGGCGUGGGCAUCUACGCCCCCGAUGCCGAGGCUUACACAGUGUUCGCCGACCUGUUCGACCCCAUCAUCGAGGACUACCAUGGUGGCUUCAAGAAGACCGACAAGCACCCGGCCUCCAGCUUUGGCGAUGUGUCCACCUUCGGCAACGUUGACCCCACCAACGAGUACGUGAUCUCCACUCGCGUGCGUUGCGGUCGCUCCAUGCAGGGAUACCCCUUCAACCCCUGCUUGACCGAGGCCCAGUACAAGGAGAUGGAAGGCAAGGUCAGCAGCACCCUGUCCGGUCUGGAUGGUGAGCUGAAGGGCAAGUUCUACCCCCUGACUGGCAUGGAGAAGGCCGUCCAGCAGCAGCUGAUCGACGACCACUUCCUGUUCAAGGAGGGCGAUCGUUUCCUGCAGGCCGCCAACGCCUGCCGCUUCUGGCCCAGCGGCCGUGGCAUCUACCACAACGAUGCCAAGACCUUCCUGGUCUGGUGCAACGAGGAGGACCAUCUCCGCAUCAUCUCCAUGCAGCAGGGCGGUGAUCUGGGCCAGAUCUACAAGCGUCUGGUGACCGCCGUCAACGAAAUCGAGAAGCGUGUGCCCUUCAGCCACGACGACCGUCUCGGUUUCCUGACCUUCUGCCCCACCAACCUGGGCACCACCAUCCGUGCCUCCGUGCACAUCAAGGUGCCCAAGCUGGCCUCCAACAAGGCCAAGCUUGAGGAGGUUGCCGCCAAGUACAACCUGCAGGUGCGCGGAACCCGCGGUGAGCACACCGAGGCUGAGGGUGGUGUCUACGACAUCUCCAACAAGCGUCGCAUGGGUCUGACCGAGUUCGAGGCCGUCAAGGAGAUGUACGAUGGCAUCACCGAGCUGAUCAAGCUCGAGAAGAGCCUGUAAAUUGCCCGCCAACCGCCGAGCAUCGUCCCCCCGGCUGGAGGUGCAUCCCCACCGGAGUUAACAUCUAUCCACGGGAGCCAUCAGUUCGGGGCACACGCAACAAUCAAGAACAACAACAGCAACACUUAGAAAUCUUCGGUUCGUCCGCCUUGUCGCUUUUGGGCGGUUCGAACUGCAAAUAUGUCUAGUUUGUAGCUAUGGUGUGGAGCUGCUGUCCCAGUCCGGCGACCUUCGGCAUUUUCGUAUACUUUGAGGGUCGCGGGCGCAGGCAGGGAUCCCAUCUUGCAACACCACCAACACCCACAGCAGCAGCAGCAACAACGGAUAACUAUUUGACAAAAACAUUUGCUUAAUUACAACCAAACAAUGUAAAACAUUUUGACAUCUGUGUCAAGCAAAAA